This is a messenger RNA of Camponotus floridanus (Florida carpenter ant), 1904 nucleotides long. Its product is annotated as histidine-rich glycoprotein. The transcript has 7 exons. The record is from RefSeq and is a predicted model, not a curated record. NCBI's taxonomy places the organism in Eukaryota, Metazoa, Arthropoda, Insecta, Hymenoptera, Formicidae. Bases 986 to 1765 code for a protein of 259 amino acids.
UGGAAUGAGAACGCGAAUGGGUCAAAACGAGGGAAAGCCGACGCGCAAAGUGAACAGACCGCUAGUCGCGACAGCUAAGCCAGAUAUAAUUCCGUAAGACGACGAGAAACAGCGGAGAAUACCGCGAACGUUGCAUAAAUAUUUGAUCCCCUAUUGGCACAAUAUAUUCGAUGUGGUCAUGUUGGGGAAACAUUCGAGUUGCAAAGCAAACCACGAUGUUGAGAAACAGUGGCCAACAACAGCUUAUUAAUGGUAGAACAUUUAACGAUCCUACACGAGAAGGAUUCAUUAUGUGAAAGCCGUAUUAAAACCUUUCUUUGUAUAAUUCAUUGGCUUUUCCGUGACGUGAUGAUAGUGACAAUGAUGACGCAAGUGAAACAAUGCGGUGGAUGGAAAGUCGAGGGUUGCAUUAUAACGAAAUGAAUGGAUCUGGGAAGAAAGUGAAAAGAAAGAAGAGACAGAGAUUGUUGGCAUAGUGGCUCCGUCUUCUCGGUCACGGUCUUGAUGUUUGCUCAGUGUAAAGGAUUUGAUAUCCAUCGAUCAUGAGCCACCCACAUCCUUUGACCGGCUCUUUUCGCUUCUUAUCCGUUUAUCCCUUUUGUCGCUACGUUUUCUAGUGUCUCAUUUAUAUCGCAUGUAUACAAACCGUUUUAGAGAAAGAGAGAAGCCAUCUACUCUAUAAAGCACAUAGAAAAAGGAAAAGAAAAACGUCGCAAAGAAAGAACGCGACAGGUGAAAGUCGUGACGACAAAAUAAGAAGACGCAUCUUUCCUCACUCUUCUGCGCCGUCAUCCUACGGAAGAGGGAAAUCCUUUCAACGACGGCAGGAAAAACACGAUCAGUUGGUUGACGACGACAAGGAAAAAGGGGCGACGAGAGGAAAUAUCCGGGCAAUAAAUCGAAGCCACAGCAGUGAACGCAUUUCAGUGAUCUCGUCCUGUCUUCCGGACACAUUUCCUGAUCGACGUUCACGCAAGUUAUUGAAAUGACGUCUCGCAUUGACGUUUUGAGGAUAUUAUGGUUGCUAUUGAUUCUCGCAACCCUUCUCGAUGCUUCCCCAGCGAUUAAAAAGGAACGCAAAGCACCGGUCAAUUUUCGGUUUUCCAAGGAUCAAAAUGCGGAGGCUACGAAUCACGGAGGCGGUGACAGACAUCACGAAGAGAGUGCCGGUUCGAAACACGAAGAGGAUCACCACGACACGCACGGUCACAAAGGCGACAAGGGUUACAAGGCUUUUCACGAGUUUGAGAAAAGCGAUAAGGGCCAUCACGACAAGGAGAAGCACAAGCACGAAUAUGACGAGGAAAAGGGCGAAUCGGACAAGAAGCACGAAGAAGCUGGACAUUACGGUCAGGAGCAUCACGGUGAGGAGGGCGAGAAGGAUGCGAAGUUCGGCGAAGAAGGGAAGCACCAGAAGGGAUACAGUACGAAAGGAGAACACAGCGUCUUCAAGAAGGAUGAAUAUGAGAAGAAACAUGAUUUUUAUGACGAGUAUCACGAAGACGGAGGAAGCGAAAAGCAUGGUGGUUGGCACGAAGAGCAUGAGGGCAAAAAGGGUGGCCAUGAAAAGAAAGGCCAUCUGCAUGCGGGACAUCACGAGGGACAUCGCGGGUUGGAAAAGAAACAUGACGGAGGCCACCAUCAUCAGGAAAAGAAAGGUCACAAAUCAGCCGAGGGACACGAGAGCCAUCACGAUCAUCAUGAGAGACAUGGUCACAAAGGCGGUCACGCAUCAGGGCACAAAUUUUCGAAAUCAAAUCAUUAAUGACAGACGACACGAAAUUUAUUUUUACAUAAUUGUUGAACGCAAUUGUUUCGCUUAUAUCUAUUUUAAAAACAACUUCGUGGUCGAAUCAAGGCGGUACAUUUGGAAUAAUAUUGAAUGGCGUAUAUCAAAUGCGUCA